Papaver somniferum (opium poppy) is the source of this 960-nucleotide messenger RNA. RefSeq names its product legumin B-like. Bases 342 to 728 code for a protein of 128 amino acids. NCBI's taxonomy places the organism in Eukaryota, Viridiplantae, Streptophyta, Magnoliopsida, Ranunculales, Papaveraceae. The transcript has 2 exons. The record is from RefSeq and is a predicted model, not a curated record.
CUUUGUUUUCCUUUCUCAUCACUCUUGAAUUCGCUCAACUUGGUCACCUCUGCAGCUCUGCUCUUUCUCUUCAGGUAUAUUGUUUUGGAGAUGGUACGUCAUCAUCAUCGAAAUUUAUCUUCCAGAAUUGAUUUAAUAUUCAAGGGUUUCGAUUUGGAAGGUGAUUUUUAAGGGUUUUGAGAAUCAGGGAUUAGGGGCCUAUUCUUAGAAAUUAUAUCUCUUCCUAUAAAUUGGACCUCUCGUGCACAUUCUCUACAUCUUAUCUUUAGUCCAUCCUUAUUUCUUCCUUCUAAAAACUUACUUCAGUUCAAACCAUAGAGGAAUCAUCAGAGAAGUUCACCAUGGCGGAACCAGCAUCAGCAUAUACGGGACCAAAAGGCAGGUACAUAUAUCUUCCUGAUCGUAAAGUUCGUACGACACUAGACUGUAUAUAUCUUGGGAAACGGAGAAAGGAGAGGCUAAGGAAGGAAUAUCAGGAAAAGGUGGAGGCGAUUAAGCAGAAGUUUUUGAAGCAAGGGAUUAAUGUGGUGGUGGAGGAAAGCGAAGAGGAGGAUGAGGAGAAAAGCGAUGAGGUUGAGGAGGAGGUGGAAUUGAAGAAGCACACAAGGGGGGAGGAAAGCGAUGAGGAGGUGGAAUUGAAGAAGCACACAAGGGGGGAGGAAAGCGAUGAGGAUGUGGAAUUGAAGAAGAAGAAGAAGAAGAAGAAAAAGAUCAACAAUUCAGAUUGAGAGGAAGGAUUGACAAAUCCCAAGUAGUAGUUGUAGUAGUUGUAGUUGAUUGACGAAACUCUUAACUAUGAUGACUACUUUUAUCUGCCUUAAAAGUAGUAGCCGCGGAUCAUAUGAAUGAACCUCUUAUAUAUGUUGGUAAGUACCAUUUAUUUCAAUUUUAAGUUCUGUGUAUAUAUCAUCUUCUGUUAAUGCCAUGGAAUUUUGAAUUUCUACUUAUGUGGUGAUGAAA